CCGACUAUUGCAGAUUUCGCUGCUGAAUUUAGAAUUCUUAAUACGUUUAGGCAUGGAUCUCAUCAGCUGCUAUCUGACCCUGUUUUUGACACGCAAGCUAAAACAUAAGGUGAAAACAAUCGGCCUCCUUGCAUUGUAUUGGCAUUCUGCAGAAGCACACAACUAACCCAGUUUGACGUUCGCUUUAUGGGCUAUGACAGACACCGUAGUUAACAUGUUUUCUCCACGAGGGCUGUUACCAAGGAAACGGCGGUCCACACAGCGCUGCCUGUAACACGAGAUUUUUCCCAUCGUUAAUGUCGAGGAUUUCAAGUUUGUUAACGCAUUCCCUCUAAAUAAAUAUAAUGUCUGGACAAAGUGAUAGCUGUAAGGAUGACGAGCUAUAUGCAUCUGACAUAAUUAAAAACGCCAUUCGGAAGACUUCUUCAUCGUCAUUGGAUUUAAGCAAAAAAAGACUUAAGAUGCUUACUGAUGAUAUAUAUCAAGCUUCGAGAAUUGAAAAUCUAUACCUUGAAGGAAAUGAACUCUUGAAUGUACCAGAUGACUUCUUUUCUAAAAUGCCUAAUCUGUUAUGGCUAGACCUAAGGAAUAAUAACCUCACUUCUCUUCCGGCAUCCAUAGGACAGCAUUGCUGUCUGAAAACAUUAUUGUUGGAAGGGAAUCCUAUUCAGAAACUACCAAUUGAACUAGGUAAUUUGUACACACUUACAGCCCUGAAUCUGAGAAAUUGUCCAAUUGAAUUUCCUCCUGAAGAUGUUGUAAAGGAAGGAUUGCAGUGUAUUCUUAAAUUCUUAAGGAAUGAAAUGAAACGAAUAUCUGUGAAUACAAUUAUGCCAAAGGAAGAAAUUCCUGAAAUUGAGAAGCUCAAACUAAGUGAAUUGGAAAAUUCUAAUUUAGCAGUUUCAGAUGAAUGGCCUAAUGAAGAAGAAUUGCUGAAGUUUAAAACCCUCAAGGAACAGAUGAUGCAAGAUGAGGAAGAUAUGAGAAACUGGGUAUUUCCUCAGCUGACUCCCACUGUGAAUAUGCCUCUGAUGAAUAUAAAAGACAACAGAAAAACAAAAACGUUAAAUGCUACAAGAAAAAAUGGAUUUCUGAAGAGAACCCCAGAAUUACAUGUUGCAGAUAUGCACAAUAAUGGCAAAACAGAGGAAAAGCUAGCAAUAUUAAGUGAAGAAAAAAAAAUGCAAGAACUACUUGAACAGCGGAAAAAAGACCAUGACACUUUGAAGGAUUGGAGAGAGAAAACAAAAAACUUGCAAGAGAAAAAGCAAAGAGAACAGGGGUUUUUGUUUAUAGAUCCAGUUAAACGAGAUAAGGUUCCACAAAGUGCACCAUAUGCAACAGAUCCUGCCUUUUACUGCAUUACCAACAGUCAAGAACAUUCAAAUAAAAAAAUACACGAACAAAAAGGAAAACAACAGAAUAUUACAAACAUCAAAGAAGCUGAGGAUAUAAGGGUUGCUCGAGAUAAAGAGUUAGAGAAUCGAAUUAGGUCUCAUAUCCAGAUGUUGCAGGAAAGAAGAAGGAAACCAAAAGGAACAUCUCAGGAGGAAAUUGCUGCUAUAAGAAAAGAAAUGGAAGCUGCUGAGAGACUUAAAUCAGACCUUCUUCAGAGAAAAAUGGAGAGUGACAUUCCACUUGAAUAUCUUUUUACCACUUUUACUGGAGAACAUUUACCAAGAAAUGCAUCUUACUGACAACAUGAUAUUUUGUUUGAAAAUAUGUUAAGAAAAUAAUGUGUGAAUUUUUCAACUGCCUUUAUCAUUCUUGUUACUAAAAACUACUUAUUGCAUAUGGAAUAAGAAAAAUUCAUAUUUUAUUAAUGUCAGUUUAUUUAAAAAAUUAUGUUACUGCUUUAUUUAGCUUGUGGAUUAUUGUGAGGAUUGUAUAAAAAUGACUAAAAAAUAAAGCAUUAGCAGACAUGGUUUCACUGAAAUAUAUUUGUAAAUAAUUGAAUGAAAUAAUGGCUAAAGCUCAUAUGACAUG
Erpetoichthys calabaricus (reedfish) is the source of this 1986-nucleotide messenger RNA. RefSeq names its product leucine-rich repeat-containing protein 27-like. Lineage: Eukaryota; Metazoa; Chordata; Cladistia; Polypteriformes; Polypteridae. Bases 345 to 1697 code for a protein of 450 amino acids. The transcript has 11 exons. The record is from RefSeq and is a predicted model, not a curated record. Gene Ontology annotation, molecular function: protein binding.